UUUCCAUUAAGUGAUUAUUAUUUAUACUGUUGUUUUACUUUACUUCAACUUUUUAUCUUCUUUAUAUAUCUUUAUUUUAGAAAUAUAUCUAUAAAGACAAGGAUAAAUUCUCUAUCAAUAAAGAAAUAGUAGUUAUUGAAAUGGUUCUUCCAACUUUAUAUCGUGCUUCUACCAGAGCUGCUUUUAAAGCUGCCAGAAGCAAUUUCUUGUUCUCCAGAAAUUUAGCUUCUGCUGCUUCCAGUGGUAAAAUUAGAGCUGUUAUUGGUGCCGUUGUUGAUGUCCAAUUCGAACAAGGUGCUUUACCAGCUAUUUUGAAUGCUUUAGAAGUUACCUUAAACGAGGGUCGUUUAGUCUUAGAAGUCUCUCAACAUUUAGGUGAAAACACUGUCAGAACCAUUGCUAUGGAUGGUACUGAAGGUUUAAUUAGAGGUCAAGAAGUUAAGGACACUGGUGCUCCAAUUUCUGUCCCAGUUGGUAGAGAAACAUUAGGUCGUAUCAUCAACGUUGUUGGUGACCCAAUUGAUGAAAGAGGACCAAUCAACACUAAACAAAGAAACCCAAUCCAUGCUGAUCCUCCAGCUUUUGUUGAACAAUCAACCGCUGCCGAAGUUCUUGAAACUGGUAUCAAGGUUGUUGACCUACUAGCCCCAUACGCCAGAGGUGGUAAAAUUGGUUUAUUCGGUGGUGCUGGUGUCGGUAAAACCGUCUUUAUCCAAGAAUUGAUUAACAACAUUGCUAAAGCCCAUGGUGGUUUUUCUGUUUUCACUGGUGUCGGUGAAAGAACCAGAGAAGGUAAUGAUUUAUACCGUGAAAUGAAAGAAACUGGUGUUAUCAACUUAGAAGGUGACUCUAAAGUCGCAUUAGUCUUUGGUCAAAUGAAUGAACCUCCUGGUGCCAGAGCUCGUGUUGCCUUAACUGGUUUAACCAUUGCAGAAUUCUUCAGAGAUGAAGAAGGUCAAGAUGUCUUGUUAUUCAUCGACAACAUUUUCCGUUUCACCCAAGCUGGUUCCGAAGUGUCUGCCUUGUUGGGUCGUAUUCCAUCUGCCGUCGGUUAUCAACCAACAUUAGCAACUGAUAUGGGUCUUUUACAAGAACGUAUUACCACCACCAAAAAGGGUUCAGUUACUUCUGUCCAAGCUGUUUAUGUCCCAGCCGAUGAUUUAACCGAUCCUGCUCCAGCUACCACCUUCGCACAUUUAGAUGCUACUACUGUCUUGUCCAGAGGUAUUUCCGAGUUGGGUAUCUAUCCAGCUGUCGAUCCAUUAGAUUCUAAAUCAAGAUUGUUAGAUGCUUCCGUUGUCGGUCAAGAACAUUAUGAUGUUGCCACCAAAGUCCAACAAACUUUACAAGCUUACAAAUCCUUACAAGAUAUCAUUGCCAUUUUAGGUAUGGAUGAAUUGUCUGAACAAGAUAAGUUAACUGUUGAAAGAGCCAGAAAAAUCCAAAGAUUCUUAUCUCAACCAUUUGCCGUUGCCGAAGUCUUCACUGGUAUCCAAGGUAGAUUAGUUAGAUUAAAAGACACUGUUACUUCAUUCAGAGAUGUCUUGGAAGGUAAAUAUGAUCACUUACCAGAAAAUGCCUUCUAUAUGGUUGGUGGUAUUGAAGAUGUUGUAGCUAAAGCUGAAAAAUUAGCUGCUGAAGCUAACUAGAUUCGCAAUGUCUCUUGAUAUUUAAUGUAUUUUGUUAGUUUUAGAUUCCAUAUUCCAAUUUUAAAAAAUAAAAAUUACUUUUGAUAAAAAGCUCACUAAUUUUUUUUAAAUAUUUUUAUAUAUAAAUAAACCAUAUAAUGUUCCUCAUGAAUUUAUAAAAUUAUUCAACUUGUCUUGAAACUAACUAACUAAUUAACUAACAAGUAGAAAAGAAAGCACAAAAUGAGAGAUAUCAAAAAAAGGACAACUUGAAAUUAUUAAUUAACGACUUAUAUUAAAUAUGUAAAUACGAUAUCAUUAUAAUAAACUAUACAUUAUUAAUGUUAUA
Molecule: messenger RNA, 1977 nt
Organism: Ascoidea rubescens DSM 1968
Lineage: Eukaryota; Fungi; Ascomycota; Saccharomycetes; Ascoideales; Ascoideaceae
Gene: ATP2
Product: F1F0 ATP synthase subunit beta
Exons: 2
Coding region: 141-1649 (502 amino acids)
Biological process (GO): proton transmembrane transport; proton motive force-driven mitochondrial ATP synthesis
Molecular function (GO): ATP hydrolysis activity; ATP binding; proton-transporting ATP synthase activity, rotational mechanism
Source: RefSeq, a predicted model, not a curated record